CGGCCGCGAGCCCAGCGAUCCGCCGGACGAGGGUCGCGCUGCGCCUGCGCCUGCGCCGGGGUCGGAGGAGGGGGCGCCGCGGCCGCCCGGCCUUUCCUUCGGCUUUCCCCUCUCGCCCCCGCCGAGGCUCCUCGGAAGGCGCCUGCGCAGGGGACUGGGCGCGGAGGCGGCCGAGCUGUCGGGAGGGGCUUGCGUGGGCGCUUCCAACGCCCCAGAUUGUCUAAAGCCACAGGGAAAAUGGUGGAAAAUUCACCGUCGCCAUUGCCAGAAAGAGCGAUUUAUGGCUUUGUUCUUUUCUUAAGCUCCCAAUUUGGCUUCAUACUAUAUCUCGUGUGGGCUUUUAUUCCUGAAUCUUGGCUAAACUCCUUAGGCUUAACCUAUUGGCCUCAAAAAUAUUGGGCAGUUGCAUUGCCCGUCUACCUCCUCAUUAUUAUAUUAAUUGGUUAUGUACUCUUAUUUGGAAUAAACAUGAUGAGUACCUCUCCACUCAACUCCAUUCAUACAAUCACAGAUAACUAUGCUAAAAAUCAACAGCAGAAGAAAUAUCAAGAAGAGGCCAUCCCAGCAUUAAGGGAUAUUCCUAUUAGUGAAGUAAACCAGAUGUUCUUCCUUGCAACCAAAGAACAUUAUGCCAAAAACUAAAUUGUAUGUAGACUCACACUACACGCAUUUAAGUUUUUGAUGUAA
Canis lupus familiaris (dog) is the source of this 687-nucleotide messenger RNA. It is a transcript of the gene PIGP, whose product is annotated as phosphatidylinositol glycan anchor biosynthesis class P. Gene Ontology annotation, biological process: GPI anchor biosynthetic process. Lineage: Eukaryota; Metazoa; Chordata; Mammalia; Carnivora; Canidae. The record is from RefSeq and is a predicted model, not a curated record. Gene Ontology annotation, molecular function: phosphatidylinositol N-acetylglucosaminyltransferase activity. The transcript has 5 exons. Bases 238 to 642 code for a protein of 134 amino acids.